Molecule: messenger RNA, 5206 nt
Organism: Hylaeus volcanicus
Lineage: Eukaryota; Metazoa; Arthropoda; Insecta; Hymenoptera; Colletidae
Gene: tyf
Exons: 9
Coding region: 5-3997 (1330 amino acids)
Source: RefSeq, a predicted model, not a curated record
AGCUAUGAGUACAGCAGACACAACGCUGUCAAUUUCGACCAAAAUGGCCCCAGGGCCGGAACAUCGUCAAGAACCGGUAGCACCCGAUAAAGCUGCUGAAACCAAUCGUAGUGAAAUCUCGAACGAAAGAGAUACAGAAAAUUUAGUCGUAAGCGUGGAGACUAUUAGUAACCAGAGUUCAAGUGCAGAGAGUGCUUUGACGAACACUGAUACUAAUUUAGAUCCUACGAGCCAAAGUGCACCGACUUCUGUCACCUCUGAUAAUAAACAGGAAGAACCAGCUACUUUGUCCACAUUAAAUGAGGGUGAAUUACGUGCACUGUUAGAUGAAGCUAUAACAUAUAAGUGUCCCAAAGAUCGCGAAGGAAAAUCCAGUCUUUUUAAAGAACUUCUGCAGGAAGCAGAAGCCGACGAGACCGAAGAAGGACGUAGGAUAAUAACUAAUUCACGCUGUCUACCUGGAUCAAAUCGUAGAAGACAUAAAAGAGACUCUGUAUCCGAAAGACUUACACACGGAGGAUCAUUACAAAAUUUGGCCCAACCGAUUGCUUCAGAAUUUGAUAGUAGUUUUGCUUAUUUGACAUCUGGUUCGAGCCAUACUUACGGAGGAAGUAGAAGAAAAAAUAAAAAAUAUACAGGACCCAGUGUAUCUGCUAGGCAAAGAGAAGGCGGUUCGUUACCUUCGAACGUAAAUGCAUCCCACAGUCUUGCUUCGUUGGCUAAUUUAGACUUAUUGUUUGAUAAAAAGAAGGGUUUCUGCGAGGAAAGGACAGUAUACGACUGGACCAAUAAAGAAAAAUCCAAAUCUUUAGACAAACCAUCGUACAGUAGCACAAAGAAGGACGAGAAGGAGAAAGAUAAGAAAGACACAAAAAAAGAUUUUUGCGAAUCUGAACUGGAAGUACGUGAGAAAAGAAAUAACAAAGGAAAAUACGGGACAAAUGAAAUGCUCGAGUCAGAUAAUCCGCCACCAGAGUAUAAGUCAGAUUACAUGGUGAUUGAUUUAGGCGAUGCUGAGGUGGGUACUAUCAGCGAAAGGAAUGUGGGAUCCAUAAUAAGUGGGGUUCAAAGACCUCACUCUUUGGAUACAGAAGAUGAUGAAGGAACUGAAAUGAAAAUUAUUGAACCGCGUAGACCUCAAUAUACAUCACGUACUACUUUCGAUAUAGCUCAAACUCCCGUGGAUACUACUAUAGAUUUUUCUCUUCGAGAACACAGUGGGAAACAAGAUAAAUCAAAAAUAUCUGUCAAUGGUACAGAGGUAACUGGAGCCCUCUCUUUUCAAACUUUUAAUAGUGUGAAAUGUGGUAUUGGUGGAACCUCGAACAGUUCUAGUGCUAGUCAGGGUAAAGUAGUUCCAAGUUUAUGCUCCAUGAUGUCUGCGUCCUUGCAAACCCAGAAUAUCACAAUGGAAGGUUCCAGGUAUACAGCACACACUACAGCAUCUGGAGAGAAGAAGUCCUUGGAUGAAAAUGGAAAUGCAGUGCAAAAUUACAACGGAGAACGCAAAAAACCUCGAAGAAAACAUACCCAAGAACCCAAUGUUAUUGUUUACAAAUCCGAGACUAUCGAAGGUCAUCGCAACGAAGAUAACAUUGAGAAUUUAAUUAACUUCAUCGAAAACAAAGAAUCUAAAAGUAAAAAAGGAAAACCGGGUAAUCCUGUGAGAGUAAAAACUAGUUCUGGAACGAAACCGAGGAGUAGAGAAAAAGAUACUAAAAAAGAACAGCUGCCUGCCAAGUUACAGAAGUCCAAUUCACUCGAAGAAAUAUCCAAGACCAAGUUGGAAGACCUAACAACAGAAAAAAGUGUCAGUUCUAGCGGUGCCAGUAGUUUGUCGAGUCAACAUGGUACAAUUAACGUUGCUUUACGUCGCGCGAAACAAAGAAGUACGGGGGACACAGCUAUCGAUAGUCGUGGUGAUAGACGAUCCUGGGGAACGGAAGAAGGUCAGUCUAUAUAUUGCAAUGAUACUGGAGAUGAUUAUGCUAGUCGACGAAACUCCAAUAAAAAAAUCAAUCCAGAGUCCGAACACGAAACAGAAUUUCUGGUAGUUACGAAAAAGAAAAAGAGUAAAAAGCAAAGAAGAAGUUCUAGCGGUAGCAGAGCACAAAAUCUGACAACAUCCGGGUCUUACCUCCAGAACUCGAGAGGAUUCUCUAACGAAUAUAGAACGCCUCUUUCUCCUGAACUUAGACGAAAAUCGGCAAGCAGUAUGCCGCCAAGCGACAAAUCGGAUAGCAGUGACUCGGACUCUGUCCAUUCGUUGCCGGUCACAUCGAACACGUCCAAACACAACUUAUCGAAAAUAGCUACCUCAUCGGGCGGAACGCCGCAGGCAAGUUACGCAGACAUAGCUCGCAUGGCGACUAUCAACAUGACACCCAGCGCGGUAUUAAAUAUGUCUUCGAUCGUUCCGAGUAUGCUGAACACAUCUACGUGGCCUAGUGUGCCACCGAAGACGCCCUCGGAACCAGACAAAGUUCCUCAGGAUUACUAUCCCAGUUUAGACGAAUUACAACACACAGACAGAAAAGCGAAGCAACACAACUUCACUCACACGAAUCACAUAUUGAACCUCAGUUUCGAUAAGCCACCUUCGCCGACAUUGUCGUCGAAGAUGAAGAAUUCAACGGAAAGGAAGAAGGCGGAAGCUCAAAAGGAAGCUAUCAAUAAAAAUAUCCAAGUUAUUAAAUACGUUCAAGACAUUGAGAAAAUGCAUCAAAGUUUAAUGCAGCAGGAACAAAAACACGCGAAUUCUAUUAAUCACAGCGCGAAUUCAAACGAGACUUCAGUGACGAAUCCCGCGCCAUCAAAGCUCUGUAAUACAGUGACAAAUUGUACUCUUGAUUCUGAUAAUAACAAUCCCAACUCCAGUGUCGUUAACAGUAAAGAUUCGGUUGCAAAUAUAAAGUGUAACAAUCCUCGAACACGUCGGGGAUACGUUCAAAGCAAUCAAAAUGUACAAAACGAAGUGUCGAACGAAGGUCAGCAUUUCAAGAAAACCGGAUAUUUAUCUCACGAUGAAAACACUAAAAAAUUGCCUAAUACAGAAGGUCCCACCGGCGCGGAUUCCGAAAAUAAAAAUAAUCCAGUAACAAGAUCGUGCGACGACAUCGAGGCACAAAAAGUCAACGUUCAGAGUAAUCCAAAGUUGCCGCAAGAAAAUCAAAAUGUCGAUUCGGAUGUUACUAAAUUAGUUAAGAGUGAGAAACCAGCGAAAACUGUGAAAGAACAAGACGCGAACUCUAAGCACGAGCUAGUUAAAUCGGGAAAUACGUAUUCUGUGAACGUGAAACAAGAUCCACAAGAAGAUAUCGAGUGUAAGAAACCGAAACAGCAAAGUACAGCUUCGGACAAAGAUCAGUCUCAAAAAACGGAGCUCCAGGCGUCUAACAAACAAAAAUCUUCAAGACCCGCAGUCAUAUUGUUAGAUGAGACUUCAUCUGACGUCACCAAGAACAAUGACUUACCGACAGAACUUAGGUUCGGUUUCGAGAUCAAUGAACAACUUUUAUUAUCCGAAGAUUCUGCCACCGAAGAGACUUCAACUGCCAGUUCUGUGUUUCCUUCUGUAGUUCCUUCGCUCAUAAACAAACCACCGUCGAAUUUCGACAGAUAUCCACCAAUAUUCGAAAAACACAUGAGAUGUGAUAAAUUUACGCCUAAUUUCAUGCAACCACCAAAUACUCAUGUGACCCAACAACCUAUGCACCCUGUGAUGGUGCAACGGUUACCAUGCAUGGGUUAUCCACCAAGAUUUCCUCCACCCACGUGUCUGCCGCCACCACCCACGCCACCACCAGGAAUCAUGGAAAAAUACCAUCAACCCAAAGAAGAUUUUUCUAUGCUCUACGUGGCUCCUGAGGAAGACGUUAACAUCCAAACAUACAAUCACGAUAAAAUCGUCUCGUUCGUCGGCUUGGCAUGGGACGCUGUUAUGAGGGAGAUGCCAGUUACCGCGAGUGGCCGUAUACAGUUCUACAGUGGUCAGUGAAACGGGCACUAAAAGGAUGGGGUAAAUAACACAACAAUGUUUUUGUAUCGCAAGAUUGCAUCUAUCACGAGUUAUCCGUUAUAAAAUACAAACAGCUAGAAGAGUCUGUUUACUAAUGCAAAACUGAAUGAGUAUCUGAACGCAAACGAAAUGGUCGAACUUUUAUUACCGAUCAUAAUAAAAACAAACUGUACUAAUUCUCGAGUCAAAUCAUCAGUGAUAAUUCUGUAGAGCCACGCGGCGUAAAGUGUACCUCUGAAGAUAAUGUAUAUAAAAUUCAAUCACCAGAAAAAGACGAAACUUAUUGUAUGUCCCAUUGUUGUACAUACUCUAAAAGUUACAAAUACCUUUGAAAAGGUCGUAACAACAUCAAAGUUUCAGUAUUGUCAUUCGAUACAAUAUUUGACUGAAUAUUACGAACUAGUAACACACGAAACGUAUUUCCCCUUCUUUGAAAAAACGAAAACAAAUUUUCUUGUAAAAAACAAAAAAAAAACGAAAAAAAUGCGAAAGUCGUAUAUCUGCAAAACGCCUCGUAUACAUUUUGGAAAAUGUUUUUCGAAUCGAUACGGAGGUAUGCAAUUUCGAAAAGAAAAAAAAUACAAAAACUAUCGAAGGAGGUUUAAAGUAACUUAAAAAAAAAAAAAAACAAAAAAAAACAAGAUUGCCAUGAAGCAGAUUUUUCAAGAACUGCAUGUGCUGUGACAGUGGUUUAUGCUGAUGCCUUUAAAAUAACAGAAUACACCUUAGACCAUUGUAAUAAAGUCUACGAAUAGUUGAAUGAAGCCUGUUACGUUAACUAUGCCAAAUUGAGAUCGUCCGUCAAAAAUAUUGCUAAACUAUUAAUAAACUUGAAAUGUUGCGAGCCGAGAUGAUCUUAAACGAUACCUUGAAAACAAGGAUUGUUGCAACAGUCAGUGAGUCUUCAUCGAAACUGUAAGAAGGUCAAAAUGAAAAUAGUGGUUGCUAGGUUAAACGUACUUUAUUCGAGACAGCAUAAAGAAACGUAAAGAAAGCUAUAAGGAUGUGCGAAGUGUAACAAAACAAAAAAAAAUGGUGAAUGUAAGUGUGACAUUGAACACGUGUAAAAUAUUAAAAAAAAAAAAAUAGUGUGAUUGACUUAUGACUUUAUGGAGUGGUUAUUUCUUCCAGCUGCGACAGAUAAUAGUUUAAGAGAUUUAAGGAACAAAAAAAAAAAGAAAGAAAGAA